Messenger RNA from Coturnix japonica (Japanese quail), 1702 nucleotides. It is a transcript of the gene UQCRC2, whose product is annotated as ubiquinol-cytochrome c reductase core protein 2. The record is from RefSeq and is a predicted model, not a curated record. NCBI's taxonomy places the organism in Eukaryota, Metazoa, Chordata, Aves, Galliformes, Phasianidae. Gene Ontology annotation, molecular function: metal ion binding. Gene Ontology annotation, cellular component: mitochondrion.
UGCAGCGCUAGAGCGCCGCGCGGCGCGGGGCACGCCGGGAAGGCUCAGUCCUCCCCGCGGACGCCCGUCCCGUUGUGCCCGCAGCGCGCGCCGCCAUGAAGCGAUUCGUGCUGAACCCGAGAGACACCGCGAAGCGGCUGUACUCACUCAAAGUAGCCCCGAAAGUGGCGGUGGCAGCGGCUGCAGAGCGGGUGAAGCUGCCCCGGCACAGCGAGGAGCUGGAGAUCACCAAGUUACCGAAUGGGUUAAUUAUCGCAUCUCUGGAGAACUUCUCCCCGGCCGCGAGGAUCGGGGUGUUCAUCAAGGCGGGCAGCAGAUACGAGACCACCACGAACCUGGGAGCCGCUCACCUGCUUCGCCUGGCGUCCCCCCUGACUACGAAAGGAGCGUCCUCCUUCAGGAUUACUCGUGGCAUUGAAGCUGUUGGGGGCAGCCUAAGUGUGUUCUCAACGAGAGAGAAGAUGACGUACUGUGUGGAAUGCCUGCGUGACCACGUUGACACAGUAAUGGAGUAUCUCCUUAACGUCACCACGGCUCCCGAGUUCAGACCAUGGGAAGUCAAAGACCUUCAGCCCCAGCUGAGAGUUGACAAAGCCAUCGCGUUUCAGAGCCCUCAAGUUGGAGUGCUGGAAAACUUGCAUGCUGCAGCUUACAAGACUGCUCUGGCGAACCCCUUGUACUGCCCAGACUACAGAAUUGGAAAGAUUACAUCUGAGCAGCUUCACCAUUUUGUGCAGAACAACUUCACGAGUGCACGAAUGGCCCUUGUGGGAACGGGUGUGAAGCACUCCGACCUGAAGCAAGUGGCAGAGCAGUUCCUCAAUAUCCGAAGCGGAGCUGGCGCUGCCGGCACAAAGGCGACGUACCGGGGGGGAGAAAUCCGAGAACAGAACGGCCACAGCCUUGUCCACGCUGCUGUUGUAACAGAAGGAGCUGCUGCUGGCAGUGCAGAAGCAAACGCUUUCAGUGUCCUGCAGCACGUCCUGGGUGCUGGACCACUGAUCAAGAGGGGAAGCAAUGCUACCAGCAAGCUGUACCAGGGCAUUGCCAAAGCGACCACUCAGCCCUUUGAUGUGUCUGCGUUUAAUGUGAAUUACUCGGAUUCGGGGCUCUUUGGGUUUUACACCAUAUCCCAGGCUGCGCACGCUGCGGAGGUCAUCAGAGCCGCAAUGAAGCAGCUGAAGGCGGCUGCUCAGGGCGGCAUCACGGAGCAGGACGUCACAAAGGCAAAGAACCAGCUGAAGGCCACGUACCUGAUGUCGGUGGAGACGGCGCAGGGGCUGCUGAACCAGAUCGGCUCCGAGGCGCUGCUGGCCGGGACUCACACGGCGCCCGCUGCCGUCGCGCAGCAGAUCGACUCCGUCAGCACUGCAGACGUCGUGAACGCUGCAAAGAAGUUUGUCAAUGGGAAGAAAUCGAUGGCAGCCAGUGGAGACCUGGGCAAUACUCCCUUCCUGGAUGAGCUGUAGGAACGAGCUGGGCUGCGGGUUCAGGACGGGCCUCACUGUCAGUCACCAGGUUUAAGGAAAAAGUUGUUAUUUAUGAGUUUGGUUACUGCAGAAAAUGAAGCUGCAGUGAGUGUGGGCUCACACUGAUCAAAUAAGGGGCAGAGCUCACGCGUUCCGUGUUGCUUUCCUUUCCCGGAGGCAGUGCCUGCAGUGCUGCUCUGGCUCUAUCUCAAAAUAAAGCUGCAGGGAGGAAA